AUGUACAUCCGGUAUAUGUUGCUUAUCAGUGAAUGGUAUGCUAAAAAUCACGCGUAUUUGUUUAUGGGUCGAUUUGCUGGCGACGAGUGGGGCAGCUUAAAGUUCAUGAUUCGGGCCGGCUGGAAACUGGGCUGUGGCGUUGCGGCGGCAGUGAUUGUCAUCGAAGAGUCCUAUUCAUAUUGGAAAUACGGUUGUACUCAUUGGGGAAGGCAGCAUCAUUAG
Molecule: messenger RNA, 222 nt
Organism: Gongylonema pulchrum
Lineage: Eukaryota; Metazoa; Nematoda; Chromadorea; Rhabditida; Gongylonematidae
Source: the annotation of a GenBank genome assembly